UCAAACAACAUGAGCAUUCACUUCUGUUAUGCUUGCUACUUUUGCUCUUUAGUUCUAAAAAUAGCUCGUUUGUCUGUUGUGUAGGAAGCUUUUUAUAUAACGGUUAGUUCUGACAUAGAGAUUAGAAAUCCCUGAAUCAGUUGUUUUCUUUUGGUAGUUAUCGACAUGAAAUUGCUAUUUUUGGCUUGUCUAAGUCCAAAAACAGGAAAUUGUACCACAGCCGAAAGGAUCAGGGUACACAUAGAAUCAGCGGGUCACCUUUGUGUUCUUCGAGAUAUAUUGGACUUCAAUUCUCCCGCUGACGUUGCAAGUUUGGUGACGGGGGAGCCGUCUUUUGAAGGGGCACUUGCCAUUCAUCUAUAUAAAGGAGGCAGACUUCUCCUUGGCAGUGAGGCCCCAUACGGGAUCAUCUUUGGAGGAACAGACCUCAACGAGGACAUGAAGGAUGAGAAGAAACGUGCGGUGAUGGAACAGGUGCUGAAGAAAGCAAGGUUUGCUGUUGCAUUCUCCUGCAAAAUGAAGGAAGAGGCUGAAGUCUUUUGGCUGUCCCAGAGCAGUAAAAUCUAUAUCCAGCCCCAAGGGAUCGAGACCCAGGCCGCCACGAGCUUCAGCUGGAGCGCCUUCCUGAAGAGCUCAGGGGUGAAUGGGGCAGAUGUGGAGGAUCUGCGUGUUUUCCUCCUGGUCUGUGGUCUUCGGAGAGUUAAGGACCCUCUAUACCUAGUGCAGGCAUUCUCAGAGUGGCACGCGGAGGAUCCCUCAGUCAUCCUGAUCAUCAUCGGACCAAAGAUCGAUCCUGUGUUCACUGGAGAGGUGGAAGUGAGUGUUGAAAGAACGAGGGGUGUCUACCUCGCCUCAGAAAGGAAUCAGGAGGAGCUUCAUGCUGCCCUGAAGAUGUGCUUUGCACUGGUCAACAGCUCUAUCUCAGAAGGGAUGUCGGCCGCCAUUUUGGAGGCCAUGCACCUGGGGGUUCCUGUGGUCGCCAGGGACAUUCCGGGGAACGCGGCGAUCGUGAGGCACGAGGACACAGGACUGCUCUUCAGCACCCCUCAGGAGUUUGUCACCGUGUCCAAGAGGCUGCUGGAAGACCGACCCUUACUGGAGCGCGUUGUGAGGAACGGGAAGCAGUACGCGGAGACGUUUCACAGCUUGGCAGAGGAAAGGAUCGUCUACCAGAAGCUGGUGGAGCUCCUUCAUUGAGCACAAAAAAAAAAAAAAAAAAAGUGUUUACCUUUUUUAGCGCAGCUCAUUUCAAGACUGAGCACUGCCUUGAACAGCAGGGGACAGGGGGCUGUUUACACACAAUUGAAGGGACAGUCCGAUGUUUACCAUGCUAUUUGCUCAGGAUAAGGAUUGCCCUAUCACAAAUAACUUGUAAAUGUGUUAUAUCAGGGAAGAGUCAUAAUGGACUAUACUAUAUCCCCAGACUAUUUAUACUGUAAAAUUCUAUUUCCAGAGUUUCUGAGAGCAUGUGCAGCUCUAACUUUCUAUUCUGUAAUUUAUAUUUUGUAAUAUACCACAGAAUAAAACAACUCUAUUUCUAAGACACUCAAAUGCAAGACAAUAUAAGAGUACUGAAAAGAAAAACAACUUGAUAUGAAAUAUGUAAACAAUUGAAUAAAUGUAUAUUAUGGUA
Conger conger (European conger) is the source of this 1633-nucleotide messenger RNA. RefSeq names its product glycosyltransferase 1 domain containing 1 (gene glt1d1). The record is from RefSeq and is a predicted model, not a curated record. The transcript has 12 exons. Bases 166 to 1197 code for a protein of 343 amino acids. NCBI's taxonomy places the organism in Eukaryota, Metazoa, Chordata, Actinopteri, Anguilliformes, Congridae. Gene Ontology annotation, molecular function: glycosyltransferase activity.